This is a messenger RNA of Mangifera indica (mango), 617 nucleotides long. Its product is annotated as heavy metal-associated isoprenylated plant protein 39. Lineage: Eukaryota; Viridiplantae; Streptophyta; Magnoliopsida; Sapindales; Anacardiaceae. The record is from RefSeq and is a predicted model, not a curated record. Bases 147 to 464 code for a protein of 105 amino acids. The transcript is spliced from 3 exons. Gene Ontology annotation, molecular function: metal ion binding.
UAUUCAUUCACAGAAUCAGAGGCAUCCCACCUGAACCAAGAGCCUCAAAUCUCACCCUCUCACCCUUUAUAAACGCCACAUGGUUCUUAAAUUUUCAUUUUUAAUUGCAUUUUCUUUUUCUCAUCAGUUCUGAUCUUCUUCCUGCAAUGGCUCAGAAGGUGGUGUUGAAGGUUUUGACCAUGACUGACGACAAGACCAAGCAGAAAGCCAUUGAAGGUGCUGCUGAUAUCUAUGGGGUUGAUUCGAUUGCGGCUGAUUUAAAGGACCAGAAGCUAACAGUGAUAGGGCAGAUGGAUCCAGUGGCAGUGGUGAAGAAGUUGAAGAAAGUAGGGAAAGUGGACAUCAUCUCAGUUGGGCCAGCCAAAGAAGAGAAGAAAGAAGAGAAGAAAGAAGAAAAGAAAGAAGAGAAGAAAGAGGAGAAGAAAGAGGAGAAGAAGGAAGAGAAGAAAGAGGAGAAAAAAUGAAAACCAUAUGUGAAAUUUUUGCUCAGCAAUUUCCAAAAGGCUUUGCCAGAAUCGCCAGAUUUGUCUCCUUGUAAUAUUAAAGUGACCGAAGUUUUUGUUUUUGUGCCCAGAUAUCUCACUUGAAUGACACAAAUCUAUGAUCAACUGUAUCAA